CGCGUGUACGUGUCGAUAUCAUCUGUGACAAAGGUCACAUUUUCCAGAGUGACAACCACCGGCAUAAGGUGUCGAAUACAGCGCACUAGAUCUUUGAACGAACGAAGCUGCACAUGGUGAAGGAAUAGUUGAGGCUUAUUGCGGAACGUUGACAUUGGUAGACUCCUGGGCAAGGAUAGGAAAGGAAGGGACUGGCUUCUCGUAAGGGUCGGGGACGCUCCGUUUUCCGAAGGCCCACUGGUUAUCGCGCUAAUACUGACCGUCUCUGGCAGACAAUCACCGCAUAGAGCGAGAAAAUGGUAUUUUUCCGGAGCGCAGUGCAUGGUCUGCGCGUCCCCGACAAGUUUGAGGGUUUUCAGACAGUCCUUUACGCUGGGUAUUCCGGGGACGCCGUCGGUACGCAGGAAGAGUAUGAGCCGCGUGACAUCCUCCGCGCUCUUCAAAGUGAGGGCCCCGAACAGACCAGGCCUUAUGAGCCGUGCCCAGUGACUACAGGUCGACGCGUAAGCAGCGAGACCUUCCUUGCUGUCCGGGAAGAAGAUCCGAUGGUCG
Molecule: messenger RNA, 552 nt
Organism: Phanerochaete carnosa HHB-10118-sp
Lineage: Eukaryota; Fungi; Basidiomycota; Agaricomycetes; Polyporales; Phanerochaetaceae
Exons: 1
Source: RefSeq, a predicted model, not a curated record